Oldenlandia corymbosa var. corymbosa is the source of this 384-nucleotide messenger RNA. The record is from the annotation of a GenBank genome assembly. Lineage: Eukaryota; Viridiplantae; Streptophyta; Magnoliopsida; Gentianales; Rubiaceae.
AUGUCGCAGGCUUGGAGGUGGAUUGUGACCCAGACUCGGGAUUCGAAGCCCUUCUUCUUCACUUUCGCCACCGUCUGCGGUGUCGUUCCCGGUGUCAUCGGCUACUUCGUCAUGCAACUCACCAGCUCCGGGACUCCUGAGCUUGAAGCCAAGCUCCGUCAGAACGCUCGCCCCGACUCACUUAUGAUGGGAAGGGUAAAUAGAGAGAGGCUAGGGGAAUUCCUUGGUGAGUUGCAGAGGAAGGAGGAUACCAAUGACCGGUAUGUUGCGGCGUUGAAAGGGGAGACGUUGACCAGAAACCCCUAUGUGAGAAUUCAACCAGUUUCAAAGCCAGCCGAUGCAGAAGUGAGCAACCAAAAGGAAGUUAACAAGGUUCAAAAGUAG